Anthonomus grandis grandis is the source of this 3286-nucleotide messenger RNA. Its product is annotated as zinc finger protein 883-like. The record is from RefSeq and is a predicted model, not a curated record. Gene Ontology annotation, biological process: regulation of transcription by RNA polymerase II. Lineage: Eukaryota; Metazoa; Arthropoda; Insecta; Coleoptera; Curculionidae. The transcript is spliced from 3 exons. Gene Ontology annotation, cellular component: nucleus. The coding region runs from base 1234 to 2778 and encodes 514 amino acids. Gene Ontology annotation, molecular function: RNA polymerase II transcription regulatory region sequence-specific DNA binding; DNA-binding transcription factor activity, RNA polymerase II-specific.
GUGAUGGGAGGCUGUGGUUUUAGUACGGGGGCCGAUGCACGAUUUUUGGGACCUUUUUCCAAAAUAUUCGUUAACUUAGGCCCUUGGCUCUCGUACUUUGAAAGGGAUGUGGGGCAAUUUCGCAUAGCAGGGUACACAAAUCGCUAGUUUUUAUACUUGUUAGUCUUAAGAUAUAAGGCACGCCCUUGGGAAGAAAACAAAUAAAUUAGGGGAGAGGAGACUUUUUUGUAUAGUGCUGUAUAGGAAGGACGUACAGUCUUUGCCCCUGCCUCCCCUAAUAUUUUUUCUUAUUGGGCCCAAAAGAAUUGUUAUAAAAAUUGAACAAUUCACAAGAAAGACUUUAUAUACAUAUUAUGUUUUCGUAGGUAAAUAAUGCUUGGGUUCGCUUAUGCAUUGGGGGAAUAUAUAUUUUUAUUACUGUUUUUUUAUAGAUUUAUAUUUAAGUUAGUUAUGGGGGUCUUAAGCCGCGUUCGGAUCCCCUUAAGAAUAUCUUUUUUGUUGUUAUCUAAUAUUUCGUUAUCACUAAAACAGUAGAGAUAAGAUGCCUUGUGGAAAUUUACUUUAUUUACACCCAGUAUUUGCACAAAUUAUAAGCACUUAGCAACAAUUAAUUUGUUCAAAUACGUGCGUACUCAUUAAAAAUUUGUUGUUUCCGCAUAAAUUGUUUAAGUUUAGGAUUUUGUUACUGUUUUGCCAUUUAAAAAUGCCAUUCGGAAUAAAUUUAUAUUCUAUUUACUUAAUUGGUUUUAUUGGACAAGGUGCAAUUGUACUGUGGCCACCAUUUUGACGAUCCUCACAGUUUUUCUUAAAGCAGCUUGAAUUUUUGAGUCUCCUUGAUUUUAAUGCAAGUUUGUAUUAGAAUCAACAAAAAAAAAAUUAUUAAGAAAACCAAAAAAUCUUGAAGCCAACGCUGUACAACCACUUAUCACCACAUUGCAUACGGGUCGAUCUCUAGCACGUCACGUUUCCGUUCAACGACGCUUAUACGAAGCGCAGAAGCGACGUUGUCGCUCGUCCCAAUGAUUACGUGCUGUUACUGAUUUUUCACCUUGUGCACCACCCUUGGAACGGAUCCGAAUGAAUCGCGAUCCGGCAACCGUGUUUCAAGAUGGCGUAAUACCGAGUGUUGUGACGCUAGUGGGUUGACGAGACGGCACCAGCUUUCGCAGGCGUUUGUUUAUUGGUAUUUUGUUAUUUGGUGCGCCAGUGGUCAAUUGGUAUCCGAGGAAAGUGAUGAGUGCGUUAUCAGACGAACCCACGUCGUGCCCCAUGGCGUUUUUCACCCCUAUUGUGGAGAUAGCUGAGGUGUCAGAGGCAGAAACACUGAAACCCAAAGAGAUUGCUCAAACAGAGAUAAAAAUAAAAGAGGAAGAGCCUGAUGGGGGAUUGUUGGAGGACAAACCACCUCAGCAACAAGUCCUGGUCAUCCAGGAAAUAAAAGAAGAGGAACAAAAACAAGAAGAAAAGAGUAUCGUUACCAAAGAGGACUUGGAAGAAGUUAAACAUGAACCAAAAGAAGAAGCCAAAGAGUGGAACGUGGACGACACGACCACACGUAGAACCAGCCAAAGAAAAAAGGGUAGACCAAGGAAAAUAAUCAUCGAGGACGAUGAUCCCCCCAAACCCAAACGAAAAUACACAAAAAAGUCGAAAAAAAUCCCUACAGGGGGUGACCAAGAAAAGCCUGAGCGCAAGCCCAGGAAACAAAGCACGCCAAAGAAAAAAAUGGCAGAAUCCGAUCUGCAGAAUUACGGCAGCGACGAGCUGAUCUCUCCCGAGCACCUGGACUGGAACAAAACCAUCACUUGCCCCAUAUGCAAAGACGACAAAGAGUGGAAACUCAAAGAGAUCAAAGACCAUUACAAAGAAUUGCAUCCCGGCAAGCGUUUGAGGACCUCCAGGUUCUUCGGAGACACACAUCCCUGCGAUAUAUGUGCGAAAGAAUUUAAAUCAGCUGGCAGUCUUAAGGACCACGUGGAGACCCACAAUAACUAUUACUACUGUGACGCUUGCAACCAUUCCACCAAAAAGAUCCUGGAUCACAUCAUUCACCUGAGGGCGCACAACGUGUUCGGGAUAUUCCAGUGUCUAAUGUGCGAGUUUAAUACCACCGAGAUCAACCAGAUGACGGAGCACGUGGUGAACCACGAGGAUCUCCUCAAGUACUGGUGCGAGUCUUGCAAGAAGUCCUUUAGCAUUUUACAGCAUUUCCAGGAGCACGAUAACUACCACACGGGGCUGAAGCCCUUCGACUGUCAGUACUGCGGGAAAUGCUUCUUGUAUUCGAGAUAUCUUCACGCGCACAAGCUCAACAUGCACAAGGAGGAGAUGCACUGUCCCAACACGUACCAGUGCGUGAUUUGUAGCAAAGUUUAUCAGCACAGGAACAGUUUGAAGUUGCACAUGAACUCCCACACUGGGAAUUUCGCUAUAUGUGAUAUCUGCGGUAAGACGCUGUCCAGUAAGGAGAAGUUGAAGUUCCAUUUGAGGACCCAUACUGGAUACAAGCCUUACAGCUGUCAGUACUGCGGAAAAUGCUUUACCAAAAAACCGAUACUAGUCGAGCACGUGCGAGUGCACACAGGCGAGAAGCCCUAUAUAUGCGAGUACUGCACCAAGGGCUUCUCGCAGCGGAGCAGUCUGGUGAUACACAUGCGUGGCCACACCGGGGAGAAGCCCUACGUGUGCCAGUUCUGCAGUAAGGGCUUUGUGGCCAAGGCCAUGCUCAACAUCCAUCUCAAGUCUUGCAAAGGGUUUUUCACAAAGAUGGAUUUUUGAAGGGCGGUUCUCUCCCCCUUAUAUCCUUUUGUUUUGUGCAAUUUUGUUUUUUACGGGUUGGAAAUCCUGGUCAAGAGAACUUACUUUAGUUCACUAAUUAUUUUCCAGGCUUAUUACAGAGGAUGUCAAUUAAGUGCCUAACAAAACUCCUCUGGAUCUUCUUGUCCAAGGAGCACUUAAUGGAUACCCUCUGUGAUUUCCUUGACUGAUUGAAUGUUUGGAUACAGGGUGCAUUUAAUUGAAGGGUACGACCGGCUCACCAGCCCGAUUUCGGUUCCGUUAACUUUAAUUUCCAUGUUAUGUUCCUAUACGUUUUUCACAUUUAUGUUAAGCACGAUCUGUAGCUACGAAACCAAAUAAUAAAAUUUUAGGUGUUAAGCUUCUGUUCACCAAAUAUAGAGACAGAUAUAGUGAUUAUAAAUUAGUCGGUAAGAGAUGAGCUACGAGGUUGCCAUAGAUGUAAAAUCUAGAAUUUUGAUUUAUAAAUAAAAAGUUGGUUUGUAAUAGA